GCCCCAGCAGGUGUUAUCACCUGUCUGCCUCUGGGGUGAGUCAGCUCCAAGAGACAGGAACCAGAAUUUCAGCUCCUUGCUCAAGGGAGAGGCCCCAGUGGGACACAAAGUGUCCCAUGUCACAGGAGCAGGAGCAGGGACUUGGACCUGCUGCUGGCGGCUGCUGGAUCUCACCCCUCAGGCUGCAACCAGACCUGGAUCCCUCCCUGCUGGCUCCUCCCAGCCCACCUGCCAUUCCCUACACAGUUCCUGUGGUUUCUGGAUGCUGGAGCAAAAGGCACCCCUGGGUUCUGCAGAGUCAUCGGAGCCGUGCUCAAAGGAGAAGUGAGGGAGGGACAUGUUGAAAUCAGUUUUUUGACUAUUCGCCCAUUUCCAUCCGAGAGAUAAGAGUGAGGCCAGGCUGCGGCUUCAGGAUCAAGAAGAUGGAUCUGUCCCACCGCUUCUCCAAGGAGGAGCUGGCCCUGCUCUACGAGGAGGUUCUCUACACCAUCCGGCACCGCCUGGGCAAGCCCGAGCAGCAGCACGUGGGGGACUCCCAGGAGCUCUACUCCUAUGUGCAGAAGGCUUUUGGCAUGGACGCAGAGGAGCACGGAGUCAUCAUGCAGCAGGUCAUGGAGCUGGAGAGCCCCAUUUACUGCCUGAAAGCCACUGUGAAGGAAGCCAAGGGAAUUUUGGGCAAAGAUGUCAGUGGGCUCAGUGACCCAUACUGCCUGCUGGGCAUCGACACCAGGAGCCAGGAGCCAGCCCACCCCGACCACAAGAAGAGGAUGAAGGCUGUGGUCAAAGACCUCAUCCCUGAAGACCAAAUCCAUCGCACCCAAGUCAUAAACCAGACCCUCAGCCCAGUGUGGAACGAGACCUUCAUCCUGGAGUUUAAAGAUGUGGAGACAGCCAGCUUCCACCUGGACAUGUGGGACUCGGACGUGGUGGAGUCGAUGCGGCACAAGCUGGGGGAGCUCACGGACCUGCACGGCCUCAAGAGGAUCUUUAAAGAUGCUCGCAAAGACAAAGGGCAGGACGAUUUCCUGGGGAACGUGGUCGUUCGCCUGAAGGACCUGCACUGCUGGGAUGACCAGUGGUACCAGCUGGAGCCACGGACAGAGACCUAUCCCGAGCGGGGACACUGUCACCUGCAGUUCCUGCUGACACACAAGAAGAGGGCCACCACGAGCAGCCGGACGCAGCCGAGCUACACCGUGCACCGCCACCUCCUGCAGCAGCUGGUGUCCCACGAGAUCCUGCAGCACCAGGCUGGCAGCACCUCCUGGGAUGGGGAGCUGAGCAGCCACGCCAGCACCGUGCUGUACCUGCAUGCCACACAGAAGGACCUCUCUGACUUCCACCAGGACAUGGCGCAGUGGCUGGCCUACAGCAAACUCUACCAGAGCCUGGAGUUCAACAGCAGCUGCCUGCUGCACCAGAUCACCAGCAUCGAGUACCGCUGGGUGCAGGAGCGCCUGAGGCCAGAGCAGAAGGCAGAGCUGGCCGAGUCCUUCCAGUCCCUGCUGACCUACGGGGUCUCCCUCAUCCGUAGGUUCCGCAUCAUUUUCCCCCUCUCUGUCCCGAGGUCCACGGAGAGGCUCCAGUCCCUGCUGCGGGUCCUUGUCCAGAUGUGCAAAACCAAAGCUUUCCAUGAGCUGUGCACACCCAGCCCAGACCUGCCCCAGAUGGUCUCCACAGCUCUGAAGUCAGGCACCACAGAGUGGUUCCACAUGCAGAAGCAGCACCUCAAGCCCAUGGUGAAGAGCAUAGAGGAGAAUAGCAAAGCCUUGUCCAUGCUCCUCCUGGAGGUGAUAGAAGAUCUCAAGCAGUGCCAAAAGAUCUGGAAUAAAUUGUUCAGCACCAACCUGAAGUUGAAUAUCUUCUCCAUUGCCUACCUGGAGCUGGAGAGCCUGGUGGCAGAGCACGUCCAGGAGCAGCUGCACAAGGUGGACAGCAGCAUGUCCAGACCCACGGCCGAGAGCCUCUUUGAUCUCUACCGGAAACUGCAGGACCUCUAUCAGAUGAAGGACUCCCUCCCAAGCAGGGAUGGACCUCUGGCUCUGAGCAACUUCCACCAGUGGUUUGAGGAAGCGUUGCCCCUGUGGCUGCAGAAGGCCUACACCACCACGCUGGAGAGGGCCCAGAGAGCCAUCCAGAUGGACCAGCUGAAGCCUUACGGGUACCACAAGCACAGCACAUCCACUGUUGACCUGUCCACCUGCUACGCCCAGAUUGUGACAACCUGGCAGCAGCUCAACUGGCCAGACCCUGAGAAAGCCUUCAUGAUCAUGGUCAACCUCCUGGAGGACAUGUGCAAGAUCUCCCUGAUGUACUGCAAGCUCAUCAAGGAGAGGGCUGAGGCUCUGUCCCUGAGUGAGCAGAACGAGGGCGAGGCGGCCAACAAGCUCUGCAUCGUGGUGAACAACAUCGAGCAGCUGCGGCUGCAGAUGCUGAAGCUGCCAUCCCAGCUGGCCUGGGCCCAGCUGGAGCAGCGCACCAGGGGCAUCAUCGAGCCCCAGCAGAUCCAGAACGCUCUGCACAACCAGCUCGACAGCACCGUGGCCUGCCUGGACCACGAGGUCCGGGACGUGGUGCAAGCCCUGGCUACCAAGCUGGAAAAGGGCAUUGCCAGACACAUCCAGGAGCUCUCAUCUUCCAGUGACACCCAGAAGCCUGAGGAUUCCAUCAUCCCACUCAUGAAGUUCCUGGAGUCGGAGCUGCAGUACCUCAAUGAGCAUCUGGUCCAGGAGAACUUCAAAAGCCUCCUCACUCUCCUGUGGCACCACACCCUGUCCGUGCUCUCAGCAGCUCGGGGGCCGCAGGUGCCCUCGGUCCAGCACUGCCAGAGGCUGUUCUGUGCCCUGAAGAGCCUGGAGCGGUGCUUCCACGCUGAGGGCUGCGGGCUGCCGCUGAAGACCCUCCACAGUGCAGCCUUCAGGACGCUGGAGGCUCACCUGGCUCUCUGCUCCACCAACAGCCGCAAGCUCAUCCAGAAAUACUUCAGCAACAGGAUCCAGCAGCAGCUGGACACGAGCUCAGAGAAGUACGGGGCCGUGACCAUCAAAGCUCUGUACCGGCCUUCGGAGCAGAAACUCCACGUGGAAGUGCUCAACGCCACCAACCUCAUCCCGCUGGACUCCAACGGCUCCAGCGACCCCUUCGUGCAGCUCACCCUGGAGCCCCGGCACGAGUUCCCCGAGGUGGUGGCUCGGACCACCCAGUGCAAGAGGAACGAGCUGCACCCGCUCUUCGACGAGGCCUUCGACUUCUUGAUCCCCCCCGAGAAGUGCCGGCAGGAAGGGGCCUGUCUGCUGCUGACUGUGUUUGACUACGACGUGCUGGGCUCCAACGACCUGGAGGGCGAAGCCUUCUUCCCCCUGUGCCGCCUGCCCGGCCUCGACACCGAGGAGGACGAGGCUGACAUGGGACGGGUGCCCCAGACCCGGCUGCCCCUCACGCACCCCAAGCCCUCGGAUGAGAUCCUGCAGCUGCUGGAGUCCAGGAGAAGGGACAAAGAAGCUCAAGCCUUCGUCAAGCUCCGCAAGCAACGAGCCAAGCAGUCCAAGGAGACAGAGUGAGGGAGGGGCAGGAAGAUGGCCCUGAAGGGGGAACUUUGGUGGUGUUGGAGCCAGAAGCAUCUGAAGGGAGUGUGGCGACAGAGGGGUCCCUGUGCCUGCCCAGUGCAGCUCCCAGCACCCAGCUCACCCCAGCCUUGGGCUGCAAUGCUCCAUGAGCCAGGGAGGGUGGGCAGGUGCAUUGGAGGGGAUUUCUUUGCCUGCCUGGACUAGUAACACUACACGAGGGAUGUGGAAGUGUGGCUGUCCCUGUCCGUCCCUCUGGAGUUUGUCACUGCCAGUGCUGCAUCUCCUGGCAGUGUCCCCAACCAUCCUCUCUGCAGCAUGACUGAUUCAUGCUGGGGACAACCAUGGCCAAACCUGCCUUCAGUUUUGGUUUUUCUUUAAAUUUUUAAUUUCUUUUUUCCCCUCAUUUUCUUGUGGAUAAGCCUCUUAUUUUAAAUGAGAAGCCACAAAGCUGGUGCGUGGGCUGUGUGCUUUGGGGCUGUAGCCCUGUGCUGGCAGCAGCAGCACAGUGGGGUGGGACAAGGCAUUUGAGGUCUGGUGGGAGCUGCUGAAUUUCUCCUUUUUUAAAAUGUGUAUGGCUCUUG
Molecule: messenger RNA, 4147 nt
Organism: Melospiza melodia melodia
Lineage: Eukaryota; Metazoa; Chordata; Aves; Passeriformes; Passerellidae
Gene: UNC13D
Product: unc-13 homolog D
Exons: 33
Coding region: 423-3560 (1045 amino acids)
Biological process (GO): secretion
Cellular component (GO): exocytic vesicle
Source: RefSeq, a predicted model, not a curated record